Molecule: messenger RNA, 5668 nt
Organism: Limulus polyphemus (Atlantic horseshoe crab)
Lineage: Eukaryota; Metazoa; Arthropoda; Merostomata; Xiphosura; Limulidae
Product: ras-related protein Rab-22A-like
Exons: 8
Coding region: 231-806 (191 amino acids)
Molecular function (GO): GTP binding; GTPase activity
Source: RefSeq, a predicted model, not a curated record
UUUGGGCGUUGACUGAAAUCAAAUUGAUAGAUAAUUAUCACUCAGUAUUUUUAUUUAAUUUAAAAUGUUGUUGGUUUAAAUUUUAAACUUAUAUAAACUACGAUUCUUUUUCUUGAUUUCCAAACGAUUAAAGAGCCGCCAACCAGUGUACCAUUUAAUAUUACUGUAUUGACAAAGGCGUUUACUAAAUUUACGUGAAGCUAUAACUGGAGUUUGGACUGGUAUUCAAUAUGUCUAAGCAAGAAGUAAAACUUUGCCUGCUUGGGGAUUCUGGUGUUGGAAAGUCUAGUAUUGUUCAGAGAUUUGUUAACAAUACCUUUAAUCCUUUGGCUGAAAGCACAAUUGGUGCUUCAUUUAUGACAAAAAAUUUUCAUGAAGAUAGUCACACUUACAAGUUUAACAUCUGGGACACUGCUGGCCAGGAGAGGUAUCGGGCAUUGGCACCUAUGUACUAUCGAGGUGCAGGAGCAGCAAUUAUAGUGUAUGAUGUAACAUCAGCACAAAGUUUUGAAUCAUUGAAAGGCUGGGUUCGAGAGUUGCAGCAUCAUGGGCCCCCAGGUAUUGUUUUAGCAAUUGCAGGGAAUAAAUGUGAUCUCGAAGAUUACCGAGAAGUGUCAUAUCAGACUGCUAAAAACUAUGCAGAUGAGAUAGGAGCACUAUUUGUUGAAACCAGUGCUUUGACAGCUGUCAACGUAAAUGAAAUUUUUCAAGAAAUUUCUAAAAAGAUUCCCAAAGAGACAGUACCUCAUUUAGUGGAACAUUCUCUUCAGCUUCACCCAGGUCAAAAGAAAAAAAAGUGUUGUUGACUUUGUCCAUACUCAUAACAGCCAGAAGAACAGUUUAAUUUGAAGUGCCUUUGGUGUACUAUAUAUACGAACAACUAGAAUACUGAUUUAGGACUGUGCAGCUGUGUUCUCAAGUAACUACAUUUAUGUAGCAGCAAUUCUCUAUUAGUUCAGUAUUUGAUUCUAUAUUCUAAAGUGGUAAUGUGUAUAUGAUUUUAUUGAUUUUUACAUGAUAGUUUUUUUUGUUCUUGUUAUCCAUUAUUUUCAAAUUGUGUAAACAGAUAACUUGUACAUUUGAAUACAAACAUGAGUAUUGAAUAACAGCAAGACAUGAGUAGUUCUUUAAUAAGUGUAACAUUGUGUUGUUUGUAAGGAGUUUAAGACAUUGAAGACUUUUUACAUAUAAUUAUAGGCCUCAGUAUUAAAAUAGGGGUCAAGAUAACUGUUUUUUUUGUAAUGGCAAUGAUAAAUGUUAACUUUAAUUGUAAAACUGGUUGAAUAGCUUUUGUUGAAUAAUAUUUUUAGAAGAAAAAGAAAAACAUGUUUUUGUCUUGGGAACUUAUAGUACUUUUAUUUCUUAGAAGUUUCAAAAAGAUGUGAUUAUAGAUUGUUUAGUCAUGCAGCAUUGACAGGCUUUAAAAUUCACAUUUUUAUUCCAAAAAAUAUAAUUUGCAUAUUUUGCCUUUUUAAGUAAAAUAUUUUUUAAUAUUGUUGCCAAAAUUGUGCAAAGCCAUGACGCAUUGAUAAGAAAGAGAUUUUUAAACUAAAAAUGAAUAAUUAUGUACUGUUGUAAAAUCUUGUUAAUAUAUGAACAGCUUUAUGGUUUUGUAUUUUAGAGAAUACCAUAUAUAUAUAUAUACUAAACUUGUUAGAUCAUUCUUGUAAACUUCAAUGCACAUUUUGUAACACAGCUGUAAAAGCUAUUUAAAUACCAGUCACUUCAUAAUGUGUUUAGUUUGAAGAUUUCAUUCCUCUCAUUAUAUAUGUAUAUCUUGCAUUAUGUGAUCAAUUGAUAUUACUAAGUGUAAUCUAUCCCUUGAGUCAAUGUGGAGUUGUGAAAGUUGAUAUAUUUAUUUACUACUAGUUGUCAUGAUGUACGAGAAGGUUUAGGUUAUAGGAAGUAACACUGUUACUUGAAUACAAAGUAUACACUUAUUGCUGUUUACAAUACUAUAGAGAGAGAGAGAGAGAUUAGAAAAGCACUGAUACCUGUAUAUUUCUUCAUAUACUUUUUGUGUAAAUGAAGAUUGUGUUGAAGUUUUUCACUAGUGUGUAAUAAAGCUAGAUGGGUAACUUCACAAAAGACUCAUGGAGAAGUUUCAAGUAGUAUCUGACCAUGUGUAUACUGAUUGUUGUAUUUUUUACCAGGCCUUUAAAUCAUAUUAAUUUGGGCAGAAAUUAGGUAUGGACCUGAUUACUAUCUGCACCUUUAGCAUGUUGAAAAAUGAGUAGAUCAAAGCUUCUAAAAAAUUUGGAGUUUACAGAGCUUUCAACCUUUUAUAAUACUACUACACAGGAAUAUAAAGUUUAUAGACUAAUAAAGGUCAGUGAGAUUCCUUCUUAAUUUCUCAGACAGUAUUUAAUAUUGUAUUUUAUACACUUUUAAUUUGUUAUAAAUUUUAAUACAUUCUGUAUUUGUGGUGGAUAUUAUAAGUUUUCCUGUAAUUUCAAAUGACCAUCAGUCACUUAAUUCAGUGUUUCUGGUUUAGUUGCAUUAGCCUUGAAACUGAAGACUAGUUCUGGUUAAGAGUUGAUUUAUAAAUUGUUUCAUUAGUAGUCUUUAAUCCAUAAUGUGUAUUCCUCAUUAGUGAACUUCAGUGGCAUGUCUUAAGUAUUCACACUAAACUAUAUGAUAGAAGGGGUGAGAUCUCACCCUUGAUCUAAUAUUGUAUUUGAUAAAGGUUCAUGUGGUAUAUUUAGUAUACCCAAAUAGGGCUUACUUAAAUGUUCUUGCAUUGCAAACCAACAUCCUUAUAUUUGUUAUAAUCAAGGUAACAUUAUAGUGACAAUAACAAUAUUGCUGAACUCCAUCAAGAAAUACAGGGAAAGUUAGAAAAAUGAAGUCAUAUAUCUUUAGACAUAUGUUAGACUGCAGUGAAAGUGAAAAAAGUACAUUAAGAAUUAAAAAGUCUGUCAUUGAAGCAUUUGACUCCAUCUCUAACACUGAAACAGUCUGCGGUUUUAUAGAUCACAUGAAAAUAUUUACAAUAUUUUUUUCAAGUGUAUUGGAUGGUUGUAAACUUUGCAUAAAACUACAAUUACGGGAACUGUAUGUCCUCAAUAAUGAAGGUAUUGAGUAUUGUUUUAAAACUAUUUUUCAAUCUUUGAAAUUAAACCAGCAGUAAAUGUUUUUGUUUAGAAAUGAAGUUAUUUGUGAAGACAUACAAUUUUAUUAUACAUGUUACUUUACAUGUGGACUGACUUUAGUUUUGUACAUUGUGAGAAAUUAACUGAACAAGAAUGUUAAUUAUGGUGAGAUUAACUUUUUUUUUAUAAACCUGUUCGUUGUGUUAGUUAUUAGGUCUUUAACAACAAUUGAUGAAUAGAACCUCAGGGAUAAUUCUUUUUUUUCAGUGUGUUAUGUUAGAAACUUUGGAUAGCCAUGGUAUUUUCUUUGUAAGAGUACUGUCAUUUAUUUCACUUUUAAAACACAUUCCCCAUAUGGUUUUUGUUUUUAUUCAUAUUGAUGUUGUUACAAACCAAACAUUCUGGGUUUCAAUUUGUGCAGCAUCUGAGAUAUACUAUUAAAAAGGAGGGGGAUACACUUGCUGUACUAAGUUAAUGAAAAUCAAAUAUACCCACCCUUGUUAAGCAAACCAGCUCUUCUUAGUAAUAUUUACCCAAGUUCCAGAAAGAGACUAUUACAUGACCUAAAUAUAUGAAAUUUUGAUGAAUUAAUAGGUUUUCUUAAUAUAUUAUUUUUUAUUGAUUGAUUCAGUUUAAUUUUCAAAAAAUAAAAUGAAUUGUUCCCACAUUCCUAAGAACUAUAUCAAAAUAUUUAUUUCAUUUGCACUAUAGUCCUGUUGCUAUGAAGGAAAAUUUGUGUGUUUCAGUAUAGUCAAUACACAUAUUGAAAUAGAGGUACCUUGUAAUAAAGAUACAAAUAUAAGUGUUAUUUCAAAUGUAAAAAUGCUAAAAAUCUUGAAUACAGAAUGAGGUUAUUAGUAUUUUUAUUACAAAAAGUUAAUUCUGUAAGAUUGACACGUGAAGAGACAAAGAUGUUACAUGAGAUUUUUUACUUCUGUUACAUUAAAACAGACUUUCACUAUUUAUGAUCUCACAAUAGAAUGAGGAGGAAUAUUGUAGUUUACUUGUUUCAUGAGUGAGUUUUACUUAGUAGUUUUCAUGCAGUUUUUCUAGUCUAAGGUAGAAUUAAGCCACCUACAACCAGCUAGGCCCUCAGGUGUUUGUUGACACAUGAUUUUACACUUCCAAAAGGGGAGCUUUUAUAUGAAAGAAAUUAAAAGGACCAAGUGAUGAAAUGUUUUUUCAUAGAUUAUAAGUUUCAUUAUGUUGACUCAUUAAAAACUAAAUACACAGUAAUUGCAUUACAUUAAUGUUAGCCAAGAACGUUCUUCAUUAUUUUUCUGAGUGCCCAGUAUGAAUGUUUUUAAUAUUUACUAAUUUCUCAAACACUAUAGUGUAUGAAGAUACUAUUGUGUAUCUUCAAAGUUCCUGUUUUUUCUGUAGCAGAACUAAUAAUGCAAGAAUUUUUAAAAUAUUACCAGUCAUCUUGUGAUUAGUUUUAACAUAGUAUCCAAAGUAAUGUGGAAAAUUUAAUAGUUUUGGUAAAAUUAAAAGGCUUCUUGGAGAGGUUUAUAAGAUAAAAGUGAAUGUAAGUAACACUGAAAUGUACAAAACAUUUUGAAAAAUGAGUAGUAUUAUCAUUAUGAAGGCCAGUUCUUAUUUUUCUAUAUAUACUGGAAUGAACUCUUAAGUGUAUUUUUAAUAAUCUUAGUAAUUACUUCUAAAUAUUUUGCUCAAGAAGUUAUUACUACAUUUAAUAGGUGGUUUGCUGGAAUAUUAAGCAGUAGUUUAGCUUAAUGCUAUAUAAACAGUUAUUGAAUCAGAGCACUGGAGCUGGUUGUGCUUAUUAUUGUUAAUGUAACUCCAAAUUAGUGCUCCUUGACAUUGUUAUUAAUUUAUGUUUCAUUGAAAUAUUUGUAUACUUCACUUGUAAUAAUAUAGAUUUCUUAUUUGUGGACAAUUUUAUAUAGUUGCAGUUAAAAUCUUCAACUUAGUGGUCCCCUUUACUGCCAGACUAUCAUUUUUCAUUUUAAGUAACUGGAUAAGUAAUAACAAGGGGCUUAUUUUAUACAUGUUAUAUUUAUAGGACACAGAGCUGUUAUGUUAGAAAAAUAUUUAAAGUGGUAUAUUGAAUUAACCACUAAAAAAUGUUUUAACAGCAAUUAUGUAGGAGUUUAUUACUCUUGAAUUAGUUUUUAGUACAAGUUCUUUAAGUAUAAAAAACAGACAUUGAAAUGGAAAUUGUUAAUAUUUGAGGCCCAUUGUGAUUUGUAGGUAUUGAUUAAUUCUAUCAAUAUUUAAGGGAUUUCAAAAAUGUUUUUUAUUCAAGAUUUUCAAGAAGAUAGAUAUGUGUAUCUUUGCAUGUAUAUAUAUAUAUAUACAUAUAUAAUUAAAAUGUGAUACAAAAAUAUUUAUUUCUCUGAUUUAUAUGGAGUGUUUUUAUGUUUUGUGUAUCUGUAGAAAAAUUAUUUAAAAUUUGUUGUUUUACAUAAAAUUACCAUUCUGCAUUGAAGCUUCACUUUUUAUCAGUUUGUCAGUUAUGUAAAUUAAUUUUGAUAGAUAACACUGUGAUAUUAUUAUUCUAAAACCCAGUUUUUUGUGUAGUCAUAAGAAUAAAAAUUGGUUGUCCAAUAAAU